UAAGGUUAUUUUAGGUAACAGAUUGAGGUUAAUUUUACUUUUGAUUUUGUGAAAUUCAGACUAAAAGCUGAAGUGGUUUGUCUAGAAUAAAAAUAAAAGAAUAUUUGACGACAAUUAUGGAUAAUUCAAAAACGAAUGUCAAAUUAUCAAAAGGUAUCUUGGAUAUGAAAUUCAUGAAAAAAACCAAAGAGAAAGUUGAAAAAGAAAAGGAUGAUUUGGAAGGGCAUAUCAUGUAUUCCAGUGAGAUAACCGAAGAAAUGAGACGGUCUGGAAAUCUUGUGUUUGUUUCAACCAGCAUGGCAAACAUAAGAACUCUCGUUGAUGGCAGAUUGUCUUUUGGAGGAAUGAAUCCUGAAAUAGAAAAACUGAUGGCUAAUGAUUAUGGCAAACAGUUGGAAGAUGAAGAAAAACGAAAAGAAAAAGAUAUAACUGAUGUUGAAAUGGCUGAAGGAUACUCAACGUUAGUGAAUACGAUGGGAAAAAAGUUUCAUGGCGCUAAUAGGGAGCGCAAAAGAAAAGCUGAUAGAAAAUUUGUUAAACCUGCCGAUGAUACGCUCUACUAAAAUUGUUGACUAUUUGAAGGAAAUGAAUAAUCUUUAGGGUUCAUUUUCAAUAAAUAUUCUUUGAAAGUAAUCUCCGCAGCAGUUUUGUAACUGAAAGGUAUUAAUAUGUUCUGUGAACAUUACUGACUUUAAAUAAAUGUGAACUUCUCUAAACUAACGUUAUUGUAUAAUGUAAGAAAUUAUGUGAUAUAGUUCUGAUUGAUAUGCACUGUUUGGAACCUUUGGUGUGGUAAUGAAUAUUACUAGUUUUACCUCGACACCAAGCCGUUAUUCAUGAUCAUCCUGUUGAUUGUUGUAUUUUUGUAUAAUGUUCAAGUACAGAUUGAAAUUAUAAUUCAUCAUUGUGGCUUUUCUUAACCAACUUGUAAACUUUUAUUUAUUCUAGAGAUUAUUGUAAAUAUCUGGCCUGUUUGUUUUCUUUUCUACAAUUCUACAUGAGAGAAAAAGCUGUUUUACUCGAAAAACAAAGAGAGACAUCGAUUUUUUUGUCUCGAUGUCAGUUCCCUUAAUUCGAAAAUGAGCCACUUUUUUUGGCCUAUAUUCUGGUUUGGGGGAUGUUUAGUUUUUACUUGUUCAAUAAAAUUGUCGAAAAGUU
Leptinotarsa decemlineata (Colorado potato beetle) is the source of this 1158-nucleotide messenger RNA. RefSeq names its product M-phase phosphoprotein 6 (gene Mpp6). Gene Ontology annotation, biological process: maturation of 5.8S rRNA. Lineage: Eukaryota; Metazoa; Arthropoda; Insecta; Coleoptera; Chrysomelidae. The record is from RefSeq and is a predicted model, not a curated record.